This is a messenger RNA of Volvox carteri f. nagariensis, 1635 nucleotides long. RefSeq lists its product as uncharacterized. Lineage: Eukaryota; Viridiplantae; Chlorophyta; Chlorophyceae; Chlamydomonadales; Volvocaceae. Bases 1 to 1635 code for a protein of 544 amino acids. The record is from RefSeq and is a predicted model, not a curated record. The transcript is spliced from 8 exons.
AUGUCACCCAGUCCGGCGCCUCUGAAUUUGGAGUUUGGCCUGUCAUACGGGUCGCGCCUUGAUGCUUUUCCUUGCCCAGUUUUGCUCAAGUCCCCCUGGUGUGUCGGGGAGGACCUGGGCAAAAAGCCAAAGCUUGAUUCUGAAGCCAGACGGGCAUUUGCACGUACUUGCGGCAACGAUGACCACCGGUCUGUGCGUUCUCUGCAACGUGGAAGUGACCGAGGACGAUCACCGUCGACUGGCUUUCCUUGCCCGGCGAUUCUCCAGACUGGCAAACCCUGUCCGGGCUACGUCUGCAAAAUGCAUGUCUUUUUCCCAUCAAAUCAAAAGAAGAAACAAGCACGUCUCGAGGCCGCUAUUGCUGCCGCAGCUGCGUCAAAGCAGCGGCCUGUGCCUGUUAAGGCAAAAGCCGGCGCGCAGGCUGCUAUCGCCGCAAUGAAGUUUGCUACUUCGGCAGGCGUUCCGCAGGCAGUUUGUCAAAAGCCCUCAAGGGCUGCUGUUAAAGGACCCGCUAAUGUUAGCGCUAACACUCAGACCCUGACUCCAAGCGCCAAUCAGAAGCAGCGCGCCAUUCCCGGCUUGGAUGUUGAGGCCUUCGAAGGCGCUCUUCCACGGAAGUCUCGGCGUGCUAAGGCGCAGUUGAAGGCUGCAGUUGGUGGUGUAAGGCAGAGCAUCGACAGCCACGCGGCCGGUGCCUGGCAGGACAGUAACGAAGAUAAUAGCCUGGGUGGUGGAGACUCAAGGCAGCGGGAAACUGUGUGGGAUGCGUUCGCCAAAGCACCAGAUUGGAGCAGUAGCUUGAACUAUUUUGAUCUUUUAAACCAGCGCAAUAACUCUGAACACGAAGGCCAUUUCAGUGCCGCGCUUGCGAAGCGAAUUGUGGGCGGCACUGCGAAGGGGUCGUCGAUGCGGUAUGGCGCCGCCCAUGAACGAGAGCGCAGCGUUGCGACACCUAACGAAAGGAAUUUCCAACUGGCCCUUUCACGCGACAACAAUAGCGAUGGCGACAGUGUCACACCAGCCCUAGACAGUUGCUGGGACCUGGAGCUCUUGGACUCGCCGGCAAGCGACUUGGAGGCCAUGAAAAUCGGCAAUGGGGGUAUCUUGAGCGACACGACAUCGUCCGAGAUACUGGCCGACCAGACGGACGACCCGCCGGUCGAGUUCGACAUCGUGUAUAGCGCUGAGGACGGUUCGUACUUGGUGCUUGAUGCCCUUUCUAACUUGUAUUUCAGGCUGGAAGACGUGUACAGCACGUCGCCGGAACUCACUGAGUGCACCGGGGAGGAUGGUAACUUGUACACGUGUGUUCUAGUCCGAAGGUCGCAUUUGGAAUUACGGGCUCAACGGCAGCAGGCAUGGCUGGAAGCGCAGGAUCUCCAGGAGCAGCUUCAGCAGGACAUGAUGUUAGCAUCGACACCGCCUGGGGAGGAGCUUACGAUGGGGUCGCAUUCCUUACACUCCGCCGAGCCUUCGCCUUCACCGACGACCGAACGUGCCGUCGACGUCAUCACCAGUGGAGCGUCGGCGCAUGAAUCAUGCGAGGAUGAUACAGAUGUUGCGAGUCUGAUGCAGUUACUUGCCAAGCUCUCAAUCCCAAGGGUUCAAGCAUACCAAAACCCUAAUGGCGCUUGA